AUGCCUAUAGCGAGCGGCGGCGAGGACGCCGUCGGCCCGGCGGCGACGCCGAGGGUUCUCGUGGCGCUGACCGUCGCGCUCGAGCGGCUGGUGGCGCGGAACGACGAGCUGGCGGCUGCGCUGGAGGAGGAGCGGCGGCGGAGAACAAAACCGGCGGCAAGAGGGGCUCUGGACGUGUUCCGGGCGGCGAGGGUGCCGAGCAUCAGCGUGGGGAGGUACCUGGAGCGGCUGUACCAGUACUCGGACUGCAGCCCCUCCUGCUUCGUUGUGGGCUUCGCCUACAUGGACCGCCUCGCCCACCGCCACCCCUCCUCCCUGCUCCUCUCCGUCAACGUCCACCGCCUCCUCCUCGCCUCUCUCCUCGUCGCCUCCAAGGUCCUCGACGACGUGUAAGCAAGCGCUCCCAAUCUUCUCUUUGCCGGCCCUCUUUCUUGUGCUUACGGCGGUAGUGGCGAUGUGCAGGCACCACAGCAACGCGUUCUACGCGAAAGUGGGGGGAGUGAGCACGGCGGAGCUGAACAGGCUGGAGCUGGAGCUGCUGUUCCUGCUGGACUUUGGGGUGACGGUGGGGGCGAGGGCCUUCGAGGGCUACUGCCUGCACCUGGAGAAGGAGUUGCUCUGCAACUCCGGCGGCGGCGGGGAGCGCCGCCGAGGCUCUGGCGGGAGGGACGGGGUCGGCCGGGGACUCACGCCUCCCAGCAACGGAGCGGCCGGGGAAGAGAGCGAUACGCCGUGGAGCCGCUUCUCCUCGCCUUCCCCGCCCAACUCCUUCUGA
Molecule: messenger RNA, 775 nt
Organism: Spirodela intermedia
Lineage: Eukaryota; Viridiplantae; Streptophyta; Magnoliopsida; Alismatales; Araceae
Source: the annotation of a GenBank genome assembly